Penicillium maclennaniae is the source of this 1206-nucleotide messenger RNA. RefSeq lists its product as uncharacterized. Bases 1 to 1206 code for a protein of 401 amino acids. The record is from RefSeq and is a predicted model, not a curated record. NCBI's taxonomy places the organism in Eukaryota, Fungi, Ascomycota, Eurotiomycetes, Eurotiales, Aspergillaceae. The transcript has a single exon.
AUGGUUACUGAAGAUGCAAUUUCCUUCACCACAACAACGAUUCCUGGCCCUAUCCCCAGGUCAAUGACAACCACUACCGUUGGUGCGACCCCAAAUGCCAUGACUGUGACAAUCACAACAACAGCUGUGAUCACGACUACUGUUACGACAACCGAGCCCGCAGUGACUUUGACGAUAAUAUCGGUCAUCGGGAGUGGGCUUGUCACUGAUAUCGUUUUACUGAGUCAACUUAGCACUCAAGUGCCUAUAACAACUACAAAGACUGAGACUGGCAGGGUCGCAUCUACGGUCAUCAAAACAUUGACUGCCAAUGACUUGACACGCAUGGCAAAUAGCACACUCACAGUGACUCAAAUCAUCACUGCCUCUCCAUCUCUCGUCACUUCCACGCAGGCCGUGACAAUCACUCAUGUCAGAGAACUGGGUCCGGGAACAUCAAAAAGUACCUUCACAACUACAACCACACUUGAUCAGACUACGACAAUAUCGGCCAAGCCAACCACCAUCAUAUCAAGCUUGACUUCCACUGAGAUGACCACAAAGAACGUUACGACAACUCUCACCUGCAUCCCACUAUCGAAAGCCAAACGUGGUCUUCUCGCGCCCGUCUAUUACGCUAUUGCCUCCAGGGCGACAAGUACUUCAACGGUGACUGACUACGUCACGACCUCAACGAGAACCAUCUCAGCCGCCCCCGGCUACACAGCAGAAAUGUUCACAAAGACAAACACUGUCAAGCCUGCUACGAUACACUUCACCGUCACCUCAUUCUCCACAAAGACGUUCACGGCCACUAUCACGGCCGGCACGACUCAACUCACGGUCACGAGUACUUCAACCAUCGUUCAUAAAGAGGCCACCCAGGAGCAGUCCACUCAAACAGUCAUGGUGUUCCCGACAGAAACAUCAACUACCACCGUAGCUGGAUCGACAGUGACCUCAACGAGUCUCACGACGUUUACGAUCAAAUCGACUGUGCAACCAGCCCCCUCAACAAUCGUGACUACGACAACAUACACAGUGGAAGUGACAUCGGCCCUACCCGUCAUAACCUCUCGGGCGAUCAUGACAGUAACACACGAGAAUCCCCUAGUCACAAUCACGUCUCAACCCACCUCCACUAUCACUCAAGUUGUUAAGACCACCUCCACUAUCACCAGCACAGAUACCCAAUUUGCACAAGGUGCUACAACUUGCUCUGCUUGA